Messenger RNA from Medioppia subpectinata, 627 nucleotides. Lineage: Eukaryota; Metazoa; Arthropoda; Arachnida; Sarcoptiformes; Oppiidae. The record is from the annotation of a GenBank genome assembly.
CUCUUUUAUUACAAAAGUAUUUUAUUGUUUAUUUACUCAACAAUUGAGUGGAAAGUCUUCGAGAGUCACUCAGAUCUGAUCCAUUGGUCAUUAUCUCAACCCAACGUCUUCUGGAGUCCAUUGGGAACAACAGGAAUGGUGUCCACAAAAGAGCUGAUCUCUCGUCUGUCGCGAAACACGUUAUAUCUGUCGCUCAUCUCAUCCGCGGGUCUAUUGCUGUCAUUGUAUUCGCUAUACAUUGAAGUCCGUCACGAAAAUAGUGGCAGAUUUGACGCCUUUUGUGACAUUAAUUCAUACAUCAGUUGUUCUAAAGUAUUCCUCUCGAAAUAUGGCACCGGUUUCGGAGUAUUGCCGCCGCCAUUGAAUUUGCCGAAUCCAGUGUUUGGUAUCAUUUUCUACUUCUUUCAGAUCAUAAUAUCCAACAUAUCGUAUAAUAACGUAUUUCUGGCCAAACUAUACAUCGCUAACGCCGUCCUCUCGAACAUCGGUUCCGUAUAUUUGGCGUACAUUUUGGCGUUUGUGUUGAAGAACUUGUGUAUAGUAUGUGUAGCCAUAUAUGCCGUCAACUUUGCGAUGCUUUUGGUGUCCAUNACUGCCGCGUCUGUACGGACUUCCCGAACGACUUCG